AUGGCUCCUUACAAGAUUGUCUUAAUCAGACAUGGAGAGAGCGUCUACAACCAGGAAAAUCGCUUCUGCGGUUGGCAUGAUGCUGACUUAUCGCUUCAAGGCGUUAAUGAGGCUAAACAAGCGGGACAGCUGAUAAAAAUGAACGGGCUUACUUUCGACGUGGCGUACACCAGUGUACUCAAACGAGCCAUCAAGACUCUCCAGUAUGUUCUGGACGAGCUGGAUCUGAACUGGAUACCCGUACAUAAAUGCUGGCGUCUGAAUGAACGUAUGUACGGCGCACUUCAAGGUUUAAAUAAGGCGGAAACCGCUGAAAAACACGGAGAAGAACAAGUGAAGAUUUGGCGACGAGCUUACGACAUUCCUCCUCCAGCGCUCGCCACAAGCGAUGCCCGUUGGCCUGGUAACGAAGCGAAAUACGCCUCACUUCACACCAGCUGCAUUCCUGUUACGGAAUGUCUGAAAGAUACUGUGGAGCGCGUUUUACCGUGUUGGUUCGAUUGUAUCGUCCCUGACAUCAAAGCGUGCAAACGUGUGGUCAUCGCCGCUCACGGCAACAGUUUGAGAGCAUUGGUGAAGUUUUUGGAUAACGUUUCCGAUAAAGAUAUAUUGGAGCUGAACAUCCCGACAGGUAUCCCCCUUGUGUAUGAACUGGACGCGAGCCUAAAACCCAUUAAACACUAUUAUCUCGCCGAUGAAGCCACUGUCGCCGCGGCUAUUUCGCGUGUCGCGAACCAAGGAAAAAAGCAAAAUUGA
Messenger RNA from Echinostoma caproni, 756 nucleotides. Lineage: Eukaryota; Metazoa; Platyhelminthes; Trematoda; Plagiorchiida; Echinostomatidae. The record is from the annotation of a GenBank genome assembly.